Messenger RNA from Monodelphis domestica (gray short-tailed opossum), 1181 nucleotides. NCBI's taxonomy places the organism in Eukaryota, Metazoa, Chordata, Mammalia, Didelphimorphia, Didelphidae. The record is from RefSeq and is a predicted model, not a curated record.
AUGGUUGUGAUUCUCUCUUCUUGGUUUUUCUUCCCUUCAGCUGAAAACCAAGAACCACAGCAAUCUGCAGAACCAGCUCCAGCUCCAGCUCCUGAACCAGCUCCAGCUCCCGCUGAAAACCAAGCACCACAGCAAUCUGCAGAACCUGCUCCAGCUCCAGCUCCAGCUCCCGAACCAGCUCCAGCUCCAGCUCCUGCUGAAAACCAAGAACCACAGCAAUCUGCAGAACCAGCUCCAGCUCCAGCUCCUGAACCAGCUCCAGCUCCCGCUGAAAACCAAGCACCACAGCAAUCUGCAGAACCUGCUCCAGCUCCAGCUCCAGCUCCCGAACCAGCUCCAGCUCCAGCUCCUGCUGAAAACCAAGAACCACAGCAAUCUGCAGAACCAGCUCCAGCUCCAGCUCCUGAACCAGCUCCAGCUCCCGCUGAAAACCAAGCACCACAGCAAUCUGCAGAACCUGCUCCAGCUCCAGCUCCAGCUCCCGAACCAGCUCCAGCUCCAGCUCCUGCUGAAAACCAAGAACCACAGCAAUCUGCAGAACCAGCUCCAGCUCCAGCUCCUGAACCAGCUCCAGCUCCCGCUGAAAACCAAGCACCACAGCAAUCUGCAGAACCUGCUCCAGCUCCAGCUCCAGCUCCCGAACCAGCUCCAGCUCCAGCUCCUGCUGAAAACCAAGAACCACAGCAAUCUGCAGAACCAGCUCCAGCUCCAGCUCCUGAACCAGCUCCAGCUCCCGCUGAAAACCAAGCACCACAGCAAUCUGCAGAACCUGCUCCAGCUCCAGCUCCAGCUCCAACUCCAGCUCCAGCUCCAGCUCCAGCUCCCGAACCAACUCCAGCUCCCGCUAAAAGAAGAUAUCAUUCAUUUUUCUUUUUCAGCAAGAAAAGAGCUCAAUCUCGAGGUAAAGGGCAACACAAACCUAAAAGACGCGGUAGAUUUGGUGUAAAGGUAGAACGAAAAGCCAAGAUCUCAAAGGAAAAAGGGAGAUUAAUCUUUAAGAGCCAAAAGUCCACUCAAAUUGGAAUUUUAAGGAACUGAAUAAGAAGAGGAUAUGAGACUGGCACCAUGGAAAUCCUUCAGUAGCUUAGCAUAGAGAUAAGAAGGAGUGGUCCUCUUGACUCUCAUUCCUGUAUUUAAAAAAACAAAUAAACAAAUCAGCUUCCAUGCUUUGGCUUCUUCUU